This is a messenger RNA of Carya illinoinensis, 864 nucleotides long. RefSeq names its product ethylene-responsive transcription factor ERF020. The record is from RefSeq and is a predicted model, not a curated record. Bases 100 to 618 code for a protein of 172 amino acids. NCBI's taxonomy places the organism in Eukaryota, Viridiplantae, Streptophyta, Magnoliopsida, Fagales, Juglandaceae. Gene Ontology annotation, biological process: regulation of DNA-templated transcription. Gene Ontology annotation, molecular function: DNA-binding transcription factor activity; DNA binding. The transcript has a single exon.
CGUUUCUUAAUUAAAUGCUAUAGCUUAAUUGGAAGCUUGCAUAGUAGUUGCAGUUUUGACAACUUUUGCCCAGUUUGCUAGCUAGCAUUGUUUACCAAGAUGAGAUGCAGCUCGGAAGAAAGUGGAGAUGUUGCCUGCAGCUCAUCUCAGAAGAAGUACAAGGGAGUGCGUCAAAGGAAAUGGGGCAAGUGGGUGUCCGAAAUCCGAGUCCCCGGCUCCCAAGAACGUCUUUGGCUCGGCUCCUAUGCUACACCAGAGGCUGCCGCCGUGGCUCGCGACGUUGCUUUUUAUUGUCUGCGCGGACCAUCGGCGUUGGACUACCUCAACUUCCCGCUAAUGUUGCCUUAUGGUGUCCGGAAUGGCAUGUCGCCAAGAUCGGUCCAAAAAGCGGCCUCGGACGCUGGCAUGGCUAUCGAUGCCCAGUUGAUCGCACACAAGUUGCCGGAAAAAGAAGUGACGAGGGAAGAAAAAAGUGGUACUGUAGCUCCUGGCCUGGAGACAGCUUGUACUUGGGAAUUUGUGGGAGACAACUCAUGUGGGACGUGGGAAGGAAGUGAUCAGCGGAUAGAAGCUGGGGAUGAUCAGGCUUUCAGCAUUUCCGUUGAAGAUUAUCUUUAAUGUUAGCUUUAAUUUUAUUAGUCAUGUGGCGUUAAUGUCCGACGCACGUGUACAUAAAUCUCUAUGUAAUGGGCACGAAUUAUGAUAAGUUCUGGGCUUGCCCUCGAAAGCAGCGCAAGCUAAUUUUGUUGGGCAUAUAUAUUGUUUUUGUGUGGCUUUCAUUGAGUUCAAUUCCGUUGAGGUUCAGCAAUACUAAUUCGAGUACUGUUCUCGUACCAUAUUAUAACUAUUAUUUUCUUAAACCAA